UUUGAGAUAUUGCUUCUGUGAUACACCAGGUAAAGAGAAGGGAACUACGCACUGAACACUGAUAGCUCAUCAAUCAUCUGAUUUCCUUAGAACCAAGAAUUUCUAUGAUGUCACGUGACCUAAGCUAUAUCCACGUGCCCCACUUGUGCCCAAUGGACCCAGGCCUCCUCCACCAGUAUCUUGAUAUACGUGCCGAAGAGCAUGCUGGGACAGAAGCCAUUGUGAUGUACGAUAUGCAAAUGAAUCGAUCGGCCAUGACAUACGGAGAGUGGAAAAACAGGUCAAUGUCUCUCGCCGCUUCUCUCCUCGAGCUAGGCGUGUCACGUGGACAACCCGUGCUUCUAAUCGGAGGGAACACCCUCGAGUACAUUGUGUUUCUCAUGGCACUACAUCGCAUCGGUGCUCUAGCGAUCCUGCUAGGUCCCGGGGAUCUCACACCUGCUGUCAUCGCCCUGCUAAAGACCCUCGGUUGUACAACUAUUGCAUUUAAUCCAGAGAUGAAGGGGUCCCAAGAAAAACAGCUGUGGGCCGGCCUUAAAGAACUAGCUCUUACGGACGCCAUCCUCAUCUCCAUUAGACAGUCCACCUGUCCACCAUCCUUGAAGAUCGAUCCCGAGAUUUACUCGUAUCAGGACCUUCUGAAGCGAGGAGAGUCGCUAGGAAUGGAAGACGUCUUGAUCGCACAGGCCCAUGUAAAAAGCGAUGACCCUAUUGUUGCAUCUGGAACCUCUGGUACAACAGGGAACCCCAAAUUAGUCCAACUUACCUCACAUGCUAUUGUGAACUUGCAGGGCGGUGUUUCCUUCAAGGUGAGUAACAGGAAGAUAACCAGUUUUGUGGCUCGUCCCAUCCCUUGGAUAGGCGGUUUGAUAUCCUUGUUUAAAGGUCUGUAUUCAGAAUCAACUAUAGUUUGGAUUCCCACUGAAAUCGGACUGUCCGAGAAGACCCAAGAAGUGGUGUGUGAAGUAAUUCAAAAUGAGAGUUGUAACACAUGGGCCCCUAACCAUUUGUUCCUCCCAAAGCUCAAGGCAUUGCAGACUAAGUAUGACCUCAGCAGUGUUAGGCUUUUAGUUUUAACAGGAAGACGACAUACCCCUGAAGAGAUGUUCUUAGUGUCUGAAGCGUUCCCAAAUGCCAACAUCAUACAUGCGUAUGGUUCAUCCGAAUCAAUGAAAAUCGGCAUGCGAUUUCAGAACAGGGAGACAAUCAAAGAUAAGUCAUCCGUUACCAAAUUACUGACAUGCCCUGGCGUCGAAGUCAAGAUAGUUGAUGCCAACAAUAAGGUCGUUCCUAGGGGUGAACCAGGAGAAAUUUGCUGCAGAAGUGAGUGUGUUUUCUUGGGCUAUUUAGGAAACCUGGAGGCAACAUCUCGAGCGAAGUCGCCACAAGGGUGGCUACACACUGAGGAUUUAGGGACCAUGGACGACCAAGGCAUGAUUGAGGUGAUCGGACGCACGUCAGAGAUCAUCAAACGAGCGACUGUCAAGAUAUUCCCAGGCGAGAUCAAGGCAGAGCUUCUAAAGAACCCACUCGUUGCCGACGCCAUUGUCAUCGGUGUCCCUGACCAGCGGUUGCACGAAGAAAUUUGCGCAUGCGUUGUGUUUCGAAAGAGUGGAAGUGAUGGGCUGUCUUUGGAUGCGCUAGCUGAUUGGUGCAACGAGAAGUGGCCGGCGCGAGCCGAUGGUUUGAGCUUGAAGCCGAAGUACUUUGUAGUGUACGAUGAGUUUCCGAUGACACGAAGUGCGAAGAUUGAUUUGAAAGAAGUCAAGAAAAUUGCUCUGGCAAAGCUGGGACUUGGAGAGAAAUGAAGGAUCGAUUCACAGUACAGCUGAAGCACCAUCCAGAAAAGACCAACUGCUAUCCCUUAUGGGGUGUUGAAGGAUUUUUCCAGUUCUGCUAUCUCCUAGUGUAUAAAAUUCGACCAGCUGCUAAUCUUUGGGGGUGUUUAACAGUUUUUCCGAUUCUGCUAUCUCUAAGGAUUAAAAAUUCCUUCUACCACACCCAAUUUGCUAUCUCUUAGGCAAGAAUUUCUGUUGACCACACCCAAAGUGCUAUCCAUUAGGGUUAAAAUUGAUUUUGUCGACGAUCAUCUCCGUCUGUUUUUAUCUGAGUUUCCCCUCCGGAGUGCCACUCUUUAAGAAACUCGUUAUUAAGGACAGUUUUAAGGUCUUGACACGCAGUGUCCCACAUUGAAUUAACCUGAUUGACAAGGACAACCGUUUGAUUUUUUUUAAUAUCAAUUAGGGAAAUAUGUUCGUUUUAUCGAGGGUUGGUUUUAUUAUAUUAUUUUCAGGUUCUGUUCCAUACAUUUUACUGUAAUUUUGGCCUGGCUGAAAGAAGGAAAUCGUUCGCUAUACCGACGACUUGGUUAUGUAGUGUGCUUACGCAUUUAAUGGUGUGUUAAAGACAGUUGCUGCGAUACUAAUGAUCAGACAAACUGAUUUCCUAGAAACCGGUUUCCACAAAUGACAAACAACCUCUUUAGCAAAUCUUUUUUUCUCUUAGGUAUCUUGUUCCAACCUGCAGGAGGUUUUGUCACAUUAAAUAAAGAGUUAAGCAACCCAUGCUAUGCCGAUCCUAGGUGACCCAAGGAGUAUGGGAGCUAAGUAAAUUUUAGGGGGUUUAUACCCCCCUCCCCCUUUUUCCCCCUAUAAAAUGCGUCCUUUUCUUAUGAAACAUCCAUUUGUAAUCUUGAGACAUUGUAUAUGCCACUACAUAAAAGAAAACUACGCCCCAAAUAUUUUUUCUUCCCUUUUCAUUGUCCAUGUUCGGAGUAGUUGGCGUGAAAUCCAUGCAGGUGCGUUCCCACGAUUGGCCGAGGGGGGGGGGGGGGGGUGCGCAGUUAGGUAUCAUAUGGAAAAAGCAUUCCGUUGGUAAGAAAAGAGCCACUUUUUGGCCGCCAAGGGGGAAGGGGGUGCGCGCUAGGCCUUUCCAUUUCCACUAUUUUAGCGCAAUUUGGGUUUGGGAGCACUACUUUGAUCAGAGAGCACUUUUUGGGUAAACAAGUCAACUUCUAGCUUUUUUAACCCAAGUUACUAGAUUUUGUUGUCUUAUAUAGACAUUUCUAGUUUCCUUAACUACAAAUAACAUUAUCUCAACUAGGCUAAGACUGUAAGACUGGUGAUUUCGACAUUUUAAUAGGUAGGCUGUGCUUUGGUAACCACAAAUAUUGGGUAGCCUGUGGAGUUCAUUACAAAAAUAGAAUGCCUUAUCUACAAGAUCUGUUUGCCAUGUUUUCCUGUUUUACAUCUUUACAUCAUUUGUAAUUAUUUUUCGUUAGGAGAUUGUUAUAAUAAAGAUUUUGUUAUCAGGUUUGACAUUGGUGAUGUUUGUAAAUAAACAUUGUUAUUUAGAAGUAUCCAAAUAACAAAGGUAAACAAACACAUAAGAGAACAAAGUCAUUUAUAAUACAGUUAGUUGUUAUACACAUAAAGUGUGAUUUACCCGUUCAUGGACAACAAUAUAAGAUAUACUCUAAUGCAUGUAUUUAAUAAAAGCAAUAUUCUUUCAUUUUAUUCAAAUUUUAAUAAAACACAACUUAUUUCUAAAAAAAUGUAAAAAUAUUCGGUAAUUUUCUUUUCGCCAAUGAGCACUAUUUGAGAACUAUUUUGAUUUUGGAGCACUUUUUAAGCACGUUUUGGGUGAUUUUGGGAGCAUUUUUCUGGCUUUUUGGGAGCACUAUCUGGAAACGCCUAGUGCGCGCACCCUUCGAACCCCUGCAAUGUGAGUUGCUUACAACGCUGUUUUCGAGAAUUAUCAGGAGAUGACCAGUUGGGGCGUGGCUGUGCCGCACAGUAUUUUCUUAACGUUUCAAUGUCGUGCCCCCAACCCACCCCCCCCCCCCCCAAAAAAAAAAAUCGAGGCCUGCUACGGCUAUGUCAGUUCAUAACUGAUUUGUGUGAAAUGUGAUACGAAUAUUAGAUAUGUGGCUAUGAACGGACAGGCUUAUUUGUAAGUUGUCGUUUAUUUAUUUCGAAGAGAACCUGGACUGUCAGUAGAUCAGAACUUGAUCAAACAGACUAAAGAAAAAAGUUGAAAGUGGCAUAGGAUGAAGUUUUCUUCUACUGUUUGCUGCAAUAUUUAUUAAAUCGAAACAUUGUGGUUGUAGAACCGCUUUAAAUUGCGUGCGCGCUUGAUGGUUCCGUGUAGUGCGGAAGCAAACAAAAGUCAAAAAGUGAUAGUGGAAAACCACGAAGUUCUAAACGUCAAUGGUGCUUUCGGCCGUGAGAUACAAAUAUUUUUGGGUCUCCGUAGAGAGCUAAAAAUUGCACGUUUGUGAGUGUCAUCUCUCGCUAAGAAAAGUGCUUGAAUUGCAGCUUCUCUUUGCCUUAUCAUUUCAAAGUCAAAACCAUUCCCGGUACCCCCUAUUUGCUAAGGACUGUCAAUGGUAUGGUUCUGUAGUUUUCUAGUUCUUUUGUUUUUCCGUGAGAGGUGGGGCACACUUGUAUUUCUUAGCGUAUAUAUAUGAUAUUUAAUAUACAACACCCCCCCUCAGAUGUUUGGCUUAAAAAUAACGAGAAAUAUAAGAGAGUAAUAACAUAUUAAUAAAAAACCCAGAAGGCCCAACGGACAAGGUUCUGGAUCAAAGGAUACAAGAGCCUACACUUAAGAAGGCGCCAAUAAAAAAUAAAUAAAUAAAAACGGCAUAGCAUU
This is a messenger RNA of Nematostella vectensis (starlet sea anemone), 4653 nucleotides long. RefSeq names its product medium-chain acyl-CoA ligase ACSF2, mitochondrial. The record is from RefSeq and is a predicted model, not a curated record. The coding region runs from base 105 to 1808 and encodes 567 amino acids. NCBI's taxonomy places the organism in Eukaryota, Metazoa, Cnidaria, Anthozoa, Actiniaria, Edwardsiidae. The transcript is spliced from 3 exons.